AUGGAGUUGAGCCAAUUUCUUGGUGAGGAUCUCCCUCUCCCACCCGCCCGACUCUUCGAACGUCUCGGACAUCUGCCUGGCUAUACCUGGGAUCUAUCGACCAAACCCUUUCAUUCUACAUACAACCACUGGCAUAUCUACGGAUUCCACCAUGCCGUUGAGAACGAGCUUUCCACGCCUAUCGCAACCUCCUCCGGCCCCACCUCGUCCGGCCCUACCUCUGGCCCCUCGAGCCUCAGCCGUAAAUCGCCUCGAACGGAACUCAGACCGCGUCUCUUGAAUCGCAGAGCUAGUGUGAGCGAAACAAGCAGUGAAUUUUCCUUAUCGAGAGCGGGUGAGCAAGAACAGAUAUGGAUUCCCGUCGUCGGGCGUGUCUCCACAAAUGUCAUCCGGCUCGAGCGCGAGUUUCAUAUGCUGAGGUCAAUCGUGCAAUCAUCGGAUCCGGAUUGUAAUAACACAAUACGGCCAAUAGACUUGAUAAGACUGCCCCCGGAACCUGGAGACGACGGUACGCUGUUGGUAGCGAUCUUCGAGUCACCAGGUCAUGAUCAUCUACGAGAUUUGGUCACAUUUGGCCCUGCAUCAUUUGUCGCGGGAAGUAAGGGUGACAAAAAUCAGACACCAAACGACCAAAUCCCCCUUCCCGUCUUUUUCGACUUCGCAAUUGGCGCAUGCGAUUGCUUGGAAAUCCUUCACUAUGGCUUGAAAACGGUACAUGGGGAGAUACGUGGCGAUGCGUUUCACUUCUGCGCAGACAAUGGUGCCGUGAAAUUGGCAAAUAUCGGCAAUGGUGCACGGGCAUUCGACAAUGUUCUCAGCGAAGGCUGGUCUUCGGUUUCAAGGGAGCUGGGGGCCAAAUAUAAACUGCAGUUCAUUGCCCCAGAACAGACCGGCAGGAUGCCGACUGAACCAGACAGCCGCACAGACAUUUAUGCGUUAGGACUUUUCUUUUGGUCUAUGCUAGUAGGGAAACUGCCUUUUGAAGGUAGUGAUCCUGUUGAGGUGGUGCAGAACGUCCUGAGCAAAAGAUUACCACCAGUUUCUUCGAAAAGAAUGGAUGUCCCUGAUGCACUCUCCGCCGUCGUCCAGAAAAUGACACAGAAAGUUGUCCAUGAUCGCUAUCACACUAUUUCGUCCGUGAAGCGAGAUUUGUCGCAGAUCGCACAGUUGUUAGGUGAUGGAGACAGCGAAGCCUUGAACAAGUUUCAAAUCGCGAAGCGCGAUGUAUCAUCAUUCUUUACUCUCCCCUCCCAAAUGUUUGGUCGACAAAAAGAGUACGACCAAAUCAUGACCGUAGUCGAAAGGGUCAAGAAGCGUCAGACAUCUGCAGCAGCAAAGGCGUCAAUACAGAGCCCCGGAGCAGCUCAUGCUCUUGCUUCCGGCUCUUCGGCUUCAGACGGCCGUGUGGAUAGCUUCGACCUCGCUUCUGUUUCCAGUGAUUCCGGAUCUUUACAUCUUCCCCACGCACAAACUCGACCGCAACGAAUUAUCAUCUCGCAUCUUCCUUCUCAUUCUCGGGCUUCACAUCAGACGGAUAACCAGAGUCAUCCCUCUGGAGGCAGUCACCAGUCAAGCAAUGUCUUCAGCCAGACAGAUUCAUUUAACUCUGUGGGUAAAACAAAAGCUGGGGCAAAGUUCCGGCGUAAUGGACGAUGCGAGUUGAUCACAAUCACUGGCCCGGCUGGAAUAGGGAAAACAGAUCUUGUCAACCGAGUGCAACCAAACAUUCGCAAAAGUGGCUACGUUGCCAUCACUCGCCUGGACAAAGCUAAGCGAGUACCUUUCGAGCCUUUCGCCAAAGUCGUAGCCAGUCUUCUGCGCCAAAUCUUCUCUGAGGGAGAUGUAAUGACCGAUUAUCACAACAGCAUUCGGAAUGCUCUACGACCGAUGUGGCCGACCCUUCAUCGCGUCUUGGAACUCCCCGAGCAACUGAUGUCCCCCGGCGCGAAAUACAAGCCUUCACCGAAAAUGCCCACUCCUCAGUUGGUCAAAGCGGAUGUGGUCAAAAGUGGCGAGUCUUCGAAGCGUGUCAACAUUCCGUGGUUGGACCAGGGUCAAAGCUCAGCCGAUUUCUUCUUAGCAAAUGCUGCGUCCAAUAACAUGCGCCUGAUGGAUGUUUUUGUCGAGAUUCUCAAAACUCUUUGUCAUUUCCGGUUGAUCACAAUAUGCCUGGAUGAUCUCGAGUAUGCAGAUGAUGAGACCAUGGAAUUGAUUCUGAACAUCAUCCGAGCGAAAUUGCCCUGCGUCCUCAUAUUGAGCAGUCGCAAGGAUGAGAUACCCUCGGAUGAUAUUCGGGCCUUAUUCGAUAUGGAUGGCUCCAACGCCACGCGGAUUGAGCUUGAGCCACUUGGGGAGGACGAUAUCAUGGAGUUUGUGGCGGCGACGAUGCAUCAGGACCCUAAUCCGACGCUGACUCCACUGAUGGCUGUCAUUCAAGAAAAGAGCAGGGGCAAUCCUUUCUAUGUGAGAGUGAUGCUGGAAACAUGUUACCGCAAGAACUGCAUCUGGUAUUCCUGGAAAGACUCGAAGUGGGAAUUUGAUCUUGACCGGAUCUUCACCGAAUUUGUGGCGCCUGUUUAUGGCGAAGGUUUGGGGCUAGGCUUCUUAACCAAGCGUCUUCAAGAGAUUCCAGCCGCGGCCCGGUCAAUCCUGGUAUGGGGUGCUCUUCUUGGCAGCCCGUUCUCCUUCUCUUUGGUCCAAAGGCUUCUGACAAGUGAAUUUCUCUUCUCGUCGCACGAUGACGACGACCUUGAUCUCACAUCCCCCCACAAUGAUACGCUGAUCAGGCAAUCUGAAGGUGACAUCGUCGUUGGCCUACAAUACUUGGUCCAAUCAAACCUUCUGAACACAGGAAAAACGGACGAUGAAUUCAAAUUUGGCAAUGAUCGACUUGCGCAGGCGGCACUUCAAUUGAGCGAAGGUCGUAAUGUGGAGAAGAUGCAUUUCGUUGUUUCACAAGCUUUGAUGAGAUACUAUCAUGACCACCGCAGCCGCUACUCCAUGGCACACCAUGUAGCACUCGCCUCGCGCACAAUCAAGUCUUCAGUUCGUCGGCGUGUUGACUACCGACGCAUCCUUUGGGAAGCUGGCCAGACGGCCGCCCAGUCUGGUGCAAGACCCACUGCUCUAUGGUACUUCCGGCAUUGCAUUGCACUGCUGCAAGACAAUCCGUGGGAUGAUCGCCAAGCCGACGUUUUUUAUGACGAGACCAUGCGUCUCUUCAUCGCCGCGGCUGAAAUGUCAUGGUCCCAAGGCCAGAAUGAGGAAGCUCUUACAUUGAUAGAAGCCGUCUUCGUCCAUGGCAAGGACGCGGUGAGCAAGUCGAGAGCUUGGGUCAUCAAAGCCAAGAUUUAUGCCCAACUAGGAGACCACCAUCGUUCAAUGGAGGCACUGCUUACCUGUCUUGAUGAGCUUGGCGUCCAUCUUCGGUCGCCAACUACCUUCGAAGAAUGUGACGUCUCCUACCUGAAGCUCAAGACAUAUCUCGAAGCUGCAGAUUGGGACGCUAUCGCCCGAAAGCCUCCUAGCAAGGAUCCUAAUCUUAUAACUAUUGGCGCCGUUAUGGCCGAGGCGAUGGCCGUCACUUUCUGGGAUGAUGCCUUGACAUUCUACCGAAUGGCAAUUGAGAUGAUGAACAUUCACAUCUUCCGAGGCGGCUUCACCCAGGUCUCAAUCGGCUGCUCGCAUCUCGCUAUGAUCUCCCUUAGCCGCUUUAAAGAUGUUGUCUUGGGGGCAAAGCUCAGUGACUUCUCUCUUUCCCUCCUUGAGCACUGCCCAGAAUUAUGGACUCAGAGCAGGGGGUCCAUCGUCCACAGUCUCUAUGUUAGCCACUUGCGCAUUCCCUUGGCCUCGACUUUACCAGCACUUGAAGCUUCCUUAGAGGCGUCCUUUACAAUAGGUGAUCCAUACAUCACACUGAUCAGCAUCUCAUCAAUGGCCAUGACAAGACUCUACCUUGGCCAGGACAUGGCUCAACUGGAGUUCUUCUGCAUGGAAACUCCUGAAGACAUACAUAAUUGGGCCCAGGACACCCGCGGCGGUGCUAGUAUAAUUGCUGUCCGACAGGUAGCACGGGCCCUCCAAGGCAGGACUGAGUACCAAAGCGCCGAUGAUAUUCUCUCAGAUGAAGAACACCACACGAGUACAUACAUGGCUUACUUGGAUGCCAACGCUAGCAAUGCCGAUAGACCUCGCGACAUCUACUAUGGUCUCUCCAUGAUCCCACUUUUCCUUUACGGCCACCACACCCGAGCGAUCCAAGUGGGCACUAGAUUGCUUGAGACGGCUCACAAAUUGUGGUCUGUGCGUGUGACCUACAUCAUCUAUUUCUACCUGUCUAUUGCAUUAUUGACGCUCCACAAUGACAAUCCCGCCCAGGGAUACCUUGAUGGGAAAAUGGAUACUAUACUCAAGUAUAAGGCCGAGAUUGACUUCGCCCGGAGCUGCUCAGAUGCAAAUUAUGGGAUGUGGGCUUUAUUACUUGAUGCCCUCAUAUCCGAGGUUCGAAACGACCACAGCUCUGCAAUACAAGCGUUCGAGGCUGCCAUAGAUCACUGCCAGAUCCACGGCUGGCCUCUCGAGGAAGCACUUGCCCUUGAGUUACAAGGUGAGUUCUUGAUCAGGCGCGGGGCUAAGCGGGCUGCUCGUGCAAUGAUACAAGAUGCCAUUGCCGCUUGGAGCUCCGUCAGUGCCAGCGGAAAGGCAACGGUACUUGCGGAGAAGCAUGAAUGGUUGCUCAAGACCGCCACGUCGGCCAGGACCAUGGAUGCUGGCUGCCAAACCAUUGACUCGCUCGCUGAGAUCACCCGUGACGCCGUGCAAGAGGAAAUUGUACUGCCUUCGCAGAUCGAGGACGAAGAGAGGCGAAAACAGUGGAUUGAACAGAAUGGUGUCACGGCUGGUGAAAGCUCAAUGGACAUUUCGAGUGUUGGACUCGACAUUAUCGAUCUAUCCAGUAUACUCGAGUCGAGCCAGGUGAUGUCAUCCGAGCUUCAGAUUGACAAGCUCUUCACUAAGAUGCUUGAGAUUAUCUUGGAGUCAUGCAAUGGUUCUGACUUUGCUGUCAUUGCUACAGACUUUGAGGACCAUGGAUUUGCGAUUGCCGCAGCUGUGAAUGCCGAGAAGAGCCAGAAGUACUACGAGGAGGGCCUUCCUUUCUCAGAAAUGGAGAGUCUCAUGGCUCAACAUAUCUCGCACUAUGUGAUGCGCACGAAGGAGGAGGUUCUUGUUCACAACGUGCUUGAGGACGAGCGAUUCUCCAACGUGGCGGAAGCCUACCAUGCUAAUUACCCGCUGGGCCGGUCUGUCAUCGCUCUCCCGAUUGUUCAAGGCGAUCACCUCCUUGGAGUAAUCCACUUGGAAGGCAAACCAAACUGGUUCACGCAGCGCAAUGUAGUCGUUCUACACCUGCUCUGCAAUCAAAUCGGAAUUUCACUCUCAAACGCUUUGCUAUUCCGUGAGAUUCGCAAGGUCAGUGCGAAGAAUGCAUCGAUGAUUGAAUCCCAGAGACGUGCGCUUGCACAAGCACGAGAGUCGGAACAAAAAGCAAAGGUGGCAGAAGCGGAGGCCAAACAUAAUGUCAAGCUGAAGGAAGACGCUGCUCGAGCCAAGUCUAUCUUCCUUGCCAACAUCUCCCACGAUCUGCGCACUCCGAUGAACGGCGUGAUUGGGCUUUCCGAAUUGCUCAAGGGUACCAGGCUUAAUAAGGAGCAAGAUGAAUACGUUGAGUCCAUUCGUGUCUGUGCCGACACACUGCUCACGCUCAUCAAUGACAUUCUCGACUUCUCUAAACUGGAGGCUGGCAAGAUGAAAAUCUCCACUGUUCCACUGAACCUGAAAGAAACGAUCUCAGAGGUGGUUCGUGCUCUUCGCUAUACUCACCGUGAGCGAGGCUUAGAAACCAUUGAGGACUUGGAGCGCGUGCCACCGGAACUUGUCGUUCUCGGCGAUCCUGUUCGUCUUCAUCAGAUCUUCAUGAACUUACUCAGUAACAGUUACAAGUUCACACCCAAAGGCUCUAUCACCGUCAAAGCGAAGGUUGCUCGUGAGGGUAAGGGUCGUGUACGCUUAGAAUGCUCCGUUGCCGACACUGGAAUUGGCAUACCCGACGAGCAGAAGGUCCGCCUUUUCCGACCUUUCUCGCAGGCUGACCCCUCCACUGAGCGAUCAUAUGGUGGCAGUGGACUGGGACUGAGCAUUUGCAAGGCCAUUAUCGAGGAUGUUCUCGGAGGAGCCAUCUGGCUAGAGUCCGAAUCUGGUGUUGGUACCACGGUCACUUUCCAUUUGGUCUUCAACAAAGCACCCAAGAAAACUGCCGUCAAGACGCCCUGGUCCCAAGACUUGAAGCAUGCACAACAGAAUAGAGACGGAAACCGGGCAAAAACCCGCGAUCUCACUCAAAUUCCUCGUAACCAGAUCCGCGUUUGUAUCGCCGAAGACAACCCCAUCAACCAGAAGAUCGCUGUUAAAUUCGUGACCGGUCUGGGCUUGCAAUGCGAAGCCUACAGUGACGGUAAACAAGCCGUCGAAGCCCUCCGCGCCAAAUCCAAAGAAGGCAACCCCUUCCACAUCGUCCUCAUGGAUGUCAUGAUGCCCACACUGGACGGCUACAACGCCACGCGCGAACUCCGACGCGACCCGGAUCCAAAUGUGAACGAAGUUCUCGUCAUCGCCAUGACAGCCAGUGCCAUUGAAGGCGACAGGAGAAAUGCCUCGAGGCCGGCAUGA
Penicillium maclennaniae is the source of this 6726-nucleotide messenger RNA. RefSeq names its product putative sensor histidine kinase/response regulator. Gene Ontology annotation, molecular function: histidine phosphotransfer kinase activity; phosphorelay sensor kinase activity; protein binding. NCBI's taxonomy places the organism in Eukaryota, Fungi, Ascomycota, Eurotiomycetes, Eurotiales, Aspergillaceae. The coding region runs from base 1 to 6726 and encodes 2241 amino acids. The record is from RefSeq and is a predicted model, not a curated record. Gene Ontology annotation, biological process: protein autophosphorylation; phosphorelay signal transduction system. The transcript has 3 exons.